Messenger RNA from Rotaria sp. Silwood1, 1455 nucleotides. The record is from the annotation of a GenBank genome assembly. Lineage: Eukaryota; Metazoa; Rotifera; Eurotatoria; Philodinida; Philodinidae.
AUGGCAACGGCAAUAACUGAUAGAAAUCUAUGUGAUACAUGUGACAAAGCAAAAGGCAUUUCUAAAUGUGAAGGAUGUGCAAAAAUUUUCUGUUACAGUCAUUUUGGAGAUCAUCGUCAAGAAUUAAAUCAACAAUUAGAUGAAGUUGAAGUCAUUCGUGACCUCUACCGACAAACACUUACUGAACAAACAGCAGACCCACAGAGAGAUGGAUUGGUACAACAAAUUAACGAUUGGGAAAAGGAUUCGAUCAAAAAAAUUCAAGAAACAGCAGAAGAAGCUAGACAAAUAUUAUUCAGACAUAGAAAUGGACAUAUUAAACAAAUAGAAGUUAAAUUGAAUAAGUUAACUGAUCAAUUAAGACAAAGUCGUCAAGAAAAUGAUUUUGUUGAAACAGACCUACAUCAAUGGAAAGAACAACUUUCACAAUUAAGUAGAGAACUUACAAACUCAUCAAGUAUUAUACUCCAACAAGAUUUAGAACCACUUGUCACUAAAAUUUAUGUUGAUAUAUCAACCAUACCAUUGGAUUUCACUAAUAUUGGGAUCAAUACAAGAUGGAUCCAACACGGUAUUACAAUAGCUGGAGGUAAUGGACAGGGUAAUUCAUUAAAUCAACUCUCUUACUCAUGGGAUAUAUAUGUUACUGAUAAUCAAACUGUCUAUGUCGCUGACAGCUCGAACCAUCGUAUUGUGGAAUGGAAAUGUGAUGCAACGAGUGGUCAAAUCGUUGCAGGUGGACAUGGACCAGGAAAUCGAACUGAUCAGUUGAAUGAUCCAAGAAGUGUAUUUUGCGACAGAAAAACCGACUGUCUUAUAAUAGGCGAUCACGGAAAUCGACGAGUUUUACGAUGGCCUCGUCAAAAUGGCACAAAUGGACAAAUAAUCAUUUCAAAUAUUGACUGCUCCCGCUUGACAAUGGACAACGAUGGAUAUCUCUAUGUUUCUGACAAUAGUAAACAUGAAGUGAGACGAUGGAAAAUAGGUGAAACGAAUGGAACAUUAGUAGCAGGUGGUAAUGGACCAGGUCAUCAUCUUAAUCAGCUCAAUUGCCCCAAUCAUAUAUUCGUUGAUCAUGAGAAUUCAGUGUACGUGUCAGACAGCGACAAUCAUCGUGUAGUGAAGUGGAUGAAAGAUGCAAAAGAAGGCAUUGUUGUUGGUGGUGGUCAAGGUAAAGGGACUGAUCUGACACAACUGACAUAUCCUCGUGGAGUAAUCGUCGAUCAUUUGGGCACUGUUUAUGUGUCAGAUUAUGGCAAUCAUCGAGUAGUGCGUUGGUUCAAAGCAGCAACACAAGCUAGUAUUGUAGUCGGUGGAAAUGAAAAGGGAAGCCAAUUGAAUCAACUUAACCAUCCCACAGGUUUGUCAUUCGAUCGACAAGGACACCUCUACGUCUCCGAUUAUCACAAUUGUCGAGUACAAAAAUUCAAUAUUGAUUCUUAUUCGAGUUCAUAG